Molecule: messenger RNA, 2854 nt
Organism: Staurois parvus
Lineage: Eukaryota; Metazoa; Chordata; Amphibia; Anura; Ranidae
Source: the annotation of a GenBank genome assembly
UGUGUACCUACAGAGGUAAAAGAGACCCGGCGUCCAUUGGCUCAUGAGUGCCUUGGGGAAGCACUAAGACUCCUUCGCCAAGUAAUCAACAAAUAUCCUCUGCUCAACACUGUAGAGACUCUGACUGCAGCUGGGACCCUCAUCUCCAAAGUUAAAGGUUUCCACUAUGAAGCAAGCAUUGAAAAUGAGAAGCGUGACUUCGAGAAGGCAUUGGAGAGCAUGGCUGUGUGUUUUAGCAGCACAAUCUCAGAAUUCCUUAUGGGAGAAGUGGACAGUAGCACCUUAUUAUCUUUACCACCCGGGGAUCAGAGCCAGUCCAUGGAGAGCUUAUAUGGUAGUCUUUCUGGAGCCGAGAGUACACUGGCCAGUGCAGAAUAUGUGGAUGCAGGAAACCCUUUGGGUGACGAUGUGGACAUUAUUCUACAGAAAAGUGAAGGAGGUGUACGAGCAGCUUUUUUUUAUGCAAAAAAAAACUUGCAAAAUACAUGAAAGAUCUGACCAGUUAUAUCGAGAAGAGGACAUUGCUGGAGAUGGAAUAUGCUAAGGGACUUCAGAAACUGGUCAACACCACCAAAGGUGUCAUAACACAAGAGCCAUGUAUGCCUUUCCAGUCCAUCUAUUCAGUAGCUUUGGAGCAAGACCAAGACCAUGCACAUGGAGUCCUCCACACAUCUUUAACACUUCAACAGCAAACAUAUCUGCAGCCAGUGAAUAUGAGACGUUUAGAACAUGAGAAACGCCGAAAAGAGUUGAAGGAGCAAUGGCAGCGAGCGGAGCGUAAACUGAUGGAGGCAGAAGUAAACCUUAGAAAAGCAAAGCAGAUAUAUAUGCAACGUAGUGAAGAGCAUGAAAAAGCACAGUAUUAUGCAGCACGUGCUGAAGAGGAGCAGAGUCACAGCGGUGCCAAAUCAGUUGACAAAAAAAGGAGAGCCGAGGAAGAAGCUAAAAACAGAGCAGAGGAAGCAAUGGCCACUUACCGCACAUGCAUUGCAGAUGCCAAGACACAGAAGCAGGAGCUGGAAGAUGUGAAAGUGAAUGUUCUUCGUCAUCUACAAGAGCUUAUCAAACAGACAGACCAGAUCCUACGUUCGGCCACCAUAUCCUACUAUCAAAGCAUGCACAAGGAGACAGCUCCCCUGCCUGUUGGAUUCCAAACGCUGUGUGAAAGCAGUAAGCUAUAUGACCUGGGACAACAAUAUGCAUCAUAUGUCCGACAGCUUGGAGCUGAUGUGGAGAGAGAAACAUCCUAUGACUUCCAGCCAUACACGCCACAGAUAACAUUGUCCCCAUAUAUUCGGAGUCGAAAAUCAAGUCUAUCGUCCCAGGAAUUUCCUCCUACAGAAAAUAAGGAGCCUACAGCGGAGGAGAAAGUUGUGGAGAGAAGAGAUUUCCCAGAAAAGCUAAUACAGCCUCUUACCCCAACUGAAGACACAGAAAACAAAAGACUGACAUCACUAGAACAAGGCAUUAAUGGGAUCCCUGCUGCCUUGGAAGUGCCCCUGCCUACUGGGCCAUUUCGUAAUGUUGGCUUAUCUCGGGCUGCUCGAACACACAAGCUGCGCAAGUUGCGAACGCCAAGCAAAUGUCGGGAGUGUAACAGUUAUGUGUACUUUCAGGGAGCAGAGUGUGAGGAGUGCUCCCUUGCUUGUCACAAGAAAUGUUUGGAAACUCUGGCUAUUCAGUGUGGACACAAGAAAUUGCAGGGUCGGCUUCUUUUGUUUGGCAGAAACUUCUCAGAGGCAGCACAAAGGUCUCCAGAUGGAGUGCCUUUCCUGAUCCACAAGUGUGUCUCUGAGAUAGAAGCACGUGCUCUAACUAUGAAGGGUAUAUACCGAGUGAAUGGUGUAAAGACUCGUGUGGAGAAGUUUUGUGUCAAGCUUUUGAAAAUGGCAAGGAGCUAGUUGAACUUUCUCAGGCAUCACCUCAUGAUCUGAGUAAUGUUCUUAAACUUUAUCUUCGACAGCUACCUGAGCCUCUAAUGCCAUUCCGGCUGUACAAUGGCCUUAUGGGUCUUGCAAAGGAAAGCCUACGUGGUUGCGAGACAGGUAAGCCGUCCCGACUGGAGAACAAAGGACCAGAUACUGAACCAGAGGUACAAGCCAUGGUGGAAAAACUUAAGGAACUGCUGAUGGAGUUACCUCAUGAAAACAAAGUCACUCUGCAGUAUUUGAUAAAGCAUUUGUGCAGAGUUUCAGAACUUGAACAACAGAACAAGAUGAGCCCAAGCAACAUAGGUAUUGUUUUUGGGCCUGCAUUGAUGCGACCACGCCCUACAGAUGCCACUGUAUCUCUAUCAUCUCUUGUGGACUAUCCUCAUCAAGCACGAAUUAUUGAGGCACUCAUUGUCUUCUAUGAUGAAAUCUUUGAGGAGUCACCCUUAGACCUAGACAGAGUGUCAAAAAACAGUGAUGAGACAUCUUCACAAGGAGCUGUCCCCAGGCUUCAAAUCGCUACUGAAGAAGAAGAGACCAGUGUGGCCAGAGAGUAUCGAACUGCAACAUUCAGAGAAUCAGUUGGAUCUGUGGACUCAGACUCUGAAUCAGAUGGUGGAGAAGACUUGCCCAGGCAAUGGGAAACCAUGGCCACUUGUGCUCAACUUUCAAAAGAAGCCAUUCAAACUGGCACAGAGGACAUCCCAUACAUUGGAACAGAUGUACAGUCUGAGUCAGAAGAAGACAAUGCUAAGUGUCAUGAUCUAGCAGGAAACAACACAAAUCAGUCUAACAAUGUGCUAUUAACCACUCAAGUUAGGAGGACCCCUUUGCAUUGCCGUCGUACUCGUCCCAUUAUCCGUCUGUUACAAGGGAGAACUGUGUUGAGCUCUUCAUCUGGCCGCUACCCUCAGUUUGUAUAG